AUGCAGCAUGAGAAAGAAAAGCCUCCCGCUAACAAGGGCAGAGAGAGGUUGUUCCCAAGUCCCACCUUGUUGUCUGUACUCCUGGCGGCGUCGGCGCAAAGCAGGUGCACUGCUUUGGUGUGCUCUUGCUAUGCACCAUCAAGGAAUUCUGGCAACACCAUCCAGGACAACAAGAAGAAGAAGCAAUCAGGGGCAGAAGGAGAAGUUGAUAAUCAUGAAUUACAAGGUCAAGGCGACAGUACUGGGAGCUGUGGGUCUGAUGGGCCUCUCAAGAGCAAUCUCAAGAAAACUACAUUAGUACUGGGGGAGAAUCAGCUGAGGACAGCAAAGAGGAAAGUUACUUGGCCUGAUUCUCAGGGUAAAGAUAUUGCUCAUGUCCAAGAAUUCGAACCCAGUGUGUUGGAAGAUGGGGAACUUGAGGGAGUUAGGAACUCCUGCAUUUGCGCAAUUCAAUGAAACAAGAAGAAGCUGAAGGUAUGCAUCCUGCUUCUCAACUAAACCAAGUGUAUUAUGCUUUUGUUUUCCAAUAUAUAUGUUAGUAUUUAAUUAGAGUUAGCUAAAGUACCAGCCUUCAAUUCGAAGUGCAACAAGUAAAGAACAUACUUUACCUUCAAAAUAAUGCCUUCUGCUGCUAUUUGGGGAAGGUAUGACUCUGAACAUCCUACAAAGUUCUCAGAACCCCUAUCAAUCUAACAAAUUAAAUGUGACCCUGGACUGACGUCUUCAUUAAUGCUCUAAAAGCUGUGUGGAUGGUUGGUCUUCAUUAAUGCUCUAAAAGCUGAUGUCUGGAACAAGGCAAAAGCAAGCGCCUCCAUAACCAGAGACAAGAGCAUGGGAGGCUUUCAUUUUUUUCCUCUUUUUUUGCAGUCCUUUUACAUAAAACAUAUGUGCAUUAAUGUAAUAUUAGGAAUAGUAACAUCCAAAGGCUGCACAUAAAGUGGCCCCCCAAAUCAUUCAUGCACUCACUGGAGGAACAUGUUCACAUGUUAGG
Vitis riparia (riverbank grape) is the source of this 991-nucleotide messenger RNA. RefSeq lists its product as uncharacterized. Lineage: Eukaryota; Viridiplantae; Streptophyta; Magnoliopsida; Vitales; Vitaceae. The record is from RefSeq and is a predicted model, not a curated record. The transcript has 3 exons. The coding region runs from base 1 to 456 and encodes 151 amino acids.